Messenger RNA from Dunckerocampus dactyliophorus (ringed pipefish), 11889 nucleotides. RefSeq names its product coiled-coil serine-rich protein 1 (gene ccser1). The transcript has 11 exons. Lineage: Eukaryota; Metazoa; Chordata; Actinopteri; Syngnathiformes; Syngnathidae. Bases 1849 to 4116 code for a protein of 755 amino acids. The record is from RefSeq and is a predicted model, not a curated record.
AAAGCUAAUCUGUUGGCAUAUGGUUUCAUUAAGAGCAUGGCAGGGUGCUCCCUUCAACUCCUCCAGCUAUUGACUCAAAAUGACCUGUUGAUCACAACUAGAAAAAUAAUAUUUGAACGUCCCUUUUUGGAACGGAAGGAUAUUGCUUUAGUAAUCUGUCCUGUUCUGAUCCGAGGUGCUCUAGUAAAAGCAUGGCUUUGUACUUAGUAUGUUAAACAUCUUAUGUCGACUUGUUGAAAAGUAACUCUGGCUAGUUUCUUCAUUUUGUUGUCUUGUCGAAAGGUCACUUAACACAUAAACGGUACAUGGCCUGAGAUCAGUUUACUAUUAAAGCUUCCUCUGCACUUGGUCUUGGUUCUGCAAAUCUUUGAGCUCCAGCUAGGACUUCAGUAACCAACAUUGCGGAACAUAUCCAUUUAAGUCAUGUGGACUUUUAAAGGUCCCCUAUUAUGCAAAAGUGACUUUUUAGUGAUGUUCUAAUAGUGGUCUGUUUCCCUAAGGUCUGGUACUGAGCACCAAACAUAAGAAAAAUCAAUCAUCUCCCUCACUGGAGCCUCCUGCGAGCAGUCCACCGGGCAGGCCAUAGUCUGUGCUCUCAAUCGUCUGUAAUCUCUUAUCUAAUCACGUGGAGGAUGUUUCCUUUGUCUCGGGGUGCGAGGUCAGAGUGCAUUGUCCAGGUCAGGUUGUUGCACUGCAUCGCUGCUGCCUCAUCAGAAUCAAGCAGCUCUUAUUAUCUCUUAUUUACAGAUUUCUUUUUAUAUGAACGACAACUUGAAUCAAUUCAAGACUUUGGAAGACCAAACGGGCUGACCUUAAAUGUUUCCUCUGCCAGUACUGCGUGUGUAAUGUGUGGGCUCUGAAUAUGUCUGACAGUCAGUCGUCCCUCGCUACAUCACGGUUAGAACAUCGCGCCCUCACUGUAUUGCAGUUUUUCAAAAAUAAAUAAAUGAAUGAUCACUGUUUGGUGGUUGAAUACGGCCUAUUAUUAGUAAAAAUAUAUGCAUAUAUAAGCAACGUAUACUUGGCCCAAAUUAAGCAUUUUCAAUCAUAAAAAUGGCUAAAUGAACGAAAAUACAAAUAUAAGGCAUUCAGAAGAUGUGACAUGUAGUGUACUACAGUGUCUGUGACGUUUUGUGCGCCUUUAAGAGGCGGGGCCUGGGAAGUGAUGUGUGUGAGGUCAGCUAGCUAGAGAUGCUGAGUGUUAGCAUGGUUAGCAGUGUGGAGAGUGCCAGUGGCUGGCGUGAGUUGUGGUUGACAGCAGCUCCUGUCUGAAUGAAUGUUCAUUGCAUUCGUGUUAUCUGCGACAUUACAGUAGUGUUCUAUUACACUGGCCAUUAAGUGUCAGGAAAGUUACAUUGAUGAGACAAUAGCCACCAAGUAUGCCGUCAUUGCUAACAUGUGAGCCUACGUAAUGUCUUAUUUAUUUCUAGGACUUCUUAUUUUCUAUUAUUAUGUCAACUAGAUUGGGUAAUACAAGUGUUAACGUGACUAUAGGAGUCUACAGGGCUCUAAUAAUACUAAAAAACAUAUUUAAAAGGUCUUAACCAGAUUUUCUAUGCUCUAACUACACAAAUAUUUCAUUUAUAAAAUAAGGAAUCCUACUUCAUGUCUUGCGGUUGGGUCUGUCACCAAUUAACCGUGACAAACGAGGGGCGACUGUGUAUGAAAGUAAAGAAGCUUGAUUAGCUUUGCUUUCAAGGAGGUGCCACACUAAACAAGCUGCCUCAGUGCAGGGAGUUAAAGUAAGCUUAUUACAGCGAGAUCAAAAACAAAACACUUGACUUGUUCUCAAAGAGGGUACGUGUGCACGCUUUAUAGAGGGACUACAUCAGGAAUGCUAGGCUAAUCAUGAAAAUACUGCCCCACCGCGUCAGCUUAUCAAUGGGUGAAUCUGGCUCCCGUCGCUCCACGCUUGUUUCCCGCCUGCCAAUCUUCCGCCGGAGCAACAGCAAGCGGCAGGAGUCUCUGCCCUCUUCGCCGUCAUCGGGCGGCAACUGCGUUCACACCUCGUCGCCCUCCAGCACCAACUCCAGCUCCGGUAGCACUGGCAAACGUAGGAGCCUCUUCCGAACGCCCUCUCUCAGCUUCUCGGCCAAACGUAACAGCCACCCCCGUGUCCAGCCCGUCAAUUUAAACCUCACGCCACCACUGGCACAGACCACGGACGCCAAUGGGAACAGUCAGACGAUAACGUCAUCAUUAUCGGCAGGUUUUAGCGAUGGGAGCGCCCCACCCAAGUCACGCCACUCUUUCGGCUUUGGAAGCCACAGGCACAAGAAAAUCACACGGUCUCAGACUGAGGAUUUUGACAAAGCGCCAUCCUCCUCUUCAUCUUCAACCAAUCGUAAUGUGUUCAUUAACUGCCUCAGCGGAUCAGGUGCCAACGAGGGUGACGAUUCGGGAUUCAUCGAAGACUACAGUGGCGCUAGCAGGCGCUCCUCGCGCCACAAGAAGCAGCUCCUGCCCAAAUCUCUCUCCGCUAACCACCGCUUCUCUCGGACCAACUCCGAUCAUCACAGGCCUCCAGGAGACAACCCAGAACGCCCGAGUCCCAAUGCCACUGCCACCCAGGGCGCCGGAGGGCUCACCCCGGGGUCGUGGCCGGGCGAUGCCGGCCUGGAGAGCUCCCUCCAGUCUCCCAUGAUAUCAGAGGAUCGGACCACAGCCAUCACCCCUUCUGAGUUCAUCCCCAUCACAGAGGACUCUGUUUCUGAGGUUGAUGCCUUGCCAGCUCCCAGCCCGGGACCCACCUUGGUGUCUGGACUGGUCGCUGCUCCAAUUGAGGGUCCAUCUGUCCCACAGACCUUCAGCGGGACUGUCUCUUCCUCACAGGUUUUCUUCACUCCAGCCAAAUCCAGCGUUGAACAACCCUUACUCCCUGACACCAGCACAGCCAACACCACCGACUACGAGACGGCCAUCUCCCUCUCGGAACCGGAGACCGCCGUGCCCUUCGCGCCUUCGCAGGAACAAUCGCCAGACGAGAGGAAGGAGAGGGAGGAAGAACGAGCGCAAGCCAGGAAAGAGACCUCAGCAGCGGCAGCGAGGGGAGAGGAGCCCAUCGGGGGGAACAGGGCGGGAUGCCGCGUCGAGACCACCAGCGAGAGCGAGGCGGGAGCGCCGCCGCGUAGCGAAGCUUGCCACUCGUACCCGGAGCAGGCGGACAGGAGGACGAGAAACACGCUGUCGGUUCAGGAGAGAGGAAGCUUUUGUGGCUGCCAUGAACCCAGGUCAUGUCACCUACGGAAGCCUCACACAGCUUCCCUGUGUAGCAGCGUCAGCCCCUACCACGAGGUGAUGCGCUUGGAAAGGCGUCUGCGCUCCUCCUCCGAAGGGGCCGGCGGUCCUCGCGUCCACGGGAACCACAGGGAUGCCCCGAGCGUGGAGGGGUGCGGUCUGCUGAAACACAGGAACAACUCAUCAUCAUCCAAACUAGGAAGUCUGGAUGUCCUGAACAAUUUGGGCUCCUCUGAGCUGGAUGAAGAUGAUCUCAUGUUGGAUCUGGACCUGUCUGACGAUCAACGCCAUCGUCACGUUUCCAGAGAAAACUCCAGCCAAUCUUUGGCUUCCUGUCUCAACUUGCUCCCAUCACCCAUUGACCCCUCUGGAGAUCGCAUCCUGGGAAAAGACAACUGUCCGAGGGAGCCCCGCCGUCCGACCAGCCUGCUCCCCGCCGACUGCAGUAGCUCGGCUCUGCUUUCGGGUAAGGACGACGAGCCUUUACCUUCCGGGGUGGAGACCCUGCCGCUGCGACUGAUGCAGCAGGAUUGCACCGCCGUCAAAACGCUUCUUUUAAGACUGAGGCGCACCCUGCAGGAGAGCACAGAGACAAGUCCUGCCAGCAGUCUUCAGUCUCUACCCAUAAGCCCUUGCAGUGAGAAGUCCCUCCCAUUUAAGGAUUGGAGCAGAGAGGAGGCGUUGUUGCAGCAGCUGAAGGAGAAAGAUGAGUUGAUCGUCAGACUCCAAAGUGAACUGGGCAUCAAGGCGCAUGGGAGCGCCACUUUGUCCUCAAGGAGACAGCUGAGGAGUAUAGCCACACUCCUCAGCCCUCACGGCUCCUUGAUAGAAGCCACCAGGACUGUACCUUCUCUGCCAGCUUCCCAUCUGGUUCUCUGAUCCGGGGAAUGUUGCUCUCAAGCAAGACACAACAUGCGAGGGAGUGAGUUUUGGUUUAGCUACAUCUCUGGCUUGCCUUUGGACUGUGGGGUGUGUUGGCGGGAUGGUGAAUGUUUUCAGCAAAGAAGAGCACACAGUAAACAAACGGCAACGAUGGAGGACAUCCAUCAUCUUGUGUGUGUGUAGCAAGUGGCUCUUUAUUGCAAUUUGUUUGAGAAAAGGCGACUUAUGCUUUCUUCCCAUUCUGUUUCAAUUUGUCAAAAUUGAAACUGCUUUUUUGUGUGUCAUGAUAAACCAUGUGACGGCUCUCUCUUCUCUUGCAAACAGUACAAAGUUACAGGACUAAUUAACGCAAUGUAGAGUGACCAUAAAUAUGUGUCUGGACAAUCUCCCAGGAAAACAGCUGAGUGCACUUUUAAGGGGACUUAGCUGCCCUCGCUCCCUCACACAAACGGGAGCCACCCAAAUCGGUCCGUGUAUUUGAGGACUGACAUCGGAUAGUUUUGACAUUUAUACAUUUUUCUCCGUAGUUGGCACCACUAAAACAAACGUGUACGUACAGUCUCCAGCAGAUAAGGACGCUAACCCACCAUAUUACAUUUGGGCAAGGUCUGCCCAUCUGAGUUAUAGCAAUUUAAUGCUCAAAGGCCAAACUCGGUGUUCCACCGUCAUGAUGCAUGCAAACAUAAAAGCUUGCCGAUGGGCAUCCGUUUGUCUUCAUUCUGUCAGUAUUUGAAAAAAAUAUGAAGGAGUAGAGUCAGUAUCUUCAAGGUAGGAUCUUCAUCACACACAAGACAUUUGGUCUAGCUCUGACCUUGUGGAGUGUGUUUUUGGAGUUUGGCGUUUCAUGGCGAGUCAUUGAACUUUGAGUUUUGGUAGCAAUUUGGUAGCAAGACCAUCUUGGAAGGACAUGUUGAAUAACCACCAAAAUGGCAGACUCCCUGUGCAUUUUCAGGCAUCGCCUCGUGAGAUUUUUAUUUGUAUGUCGAGUCAUGCUUACUGUAUUGCGACUUAUGCUUUCUUCCCAUUCUGUUUCAAUUUGUCAAAAUGACGAUUAUCUGCAGUCCAGUCAACAGGACAUGUGGAAAAGGGCAAAAUAACCACCAAAAUGGCAGACUCCCCAUGCAUUUUCAGGCAUAGCUUCUGGAGAUUUUUUUUUUGUAUGUGGAGUCAUGCCUACUGUAUUGCAUGUCGCAAGUUGAAACUGGCUUUACGGCCCGAUUUUUUUCAAUAAAGUUUUCAUGGGGCGCCAACGGCAGACAACAAGCUGUCAACUAUUAGUAGUUUUGCCACCAUUAUCCUGUUUGGGGUCACUGAUUCUUUCACAAUCCAGUAGGAUUGCGUUCUCACUCAACCAGAAAUGAGCUUAAAAUGACACCUGGUUUGCCCAAAUAUGGGCUCUGUAACAAAGCGAACCAGAGAUGCGGUACAAAUAAGUGACUUUGGUACUUUUCACAAGCUGCAACAGUGGAAAAUAAAAUCAUGCUAACUGUACCGAAACUCAACUGCGUAGUGUAAACAGGGCUUUGGAUAGAAAUUGGGGUGUAAAGAGAGCGAGAGAAAAAAGAAUGAAUGCUGAGAGCAGCGUGAGAGUUGGAAGAACUGCGGUGACACAUGGGGCAAGAAAAAAUGAAAGAAAGCUGCUGCAGGGGAGCGAAUUGAGAUGAGAGAGAUGGGCUGUCAAAAAAGUGAAGAAGCCAAAAGAUAGCAAUCGGGAUGAGGGGGAUGGACGGCGGCGGUGGGGUUGGGGUGUGUAUACAUGGGAAUGGCUGGUGGGAAGAGCAGACACCGAGGCGAAGAAAUGGAGAAUAUUUGUUCUGUUUACUUAUUGAGAUUCGGCAUACAAGACUACAAUCCUCCCACAGUCCCACAGGCUUUCGUUUUUUCUCUUUCCGCUCCCCCCCGUUGUUUCAUUCUUUAUCUGUGGCUGCUUCUUUUUCAUCCAUCUUUGUCCUCCAUCCGCCCCCUCGAUCUGCAGUAUCACAACAUGGUGAGAAUGGCACUCAGUUAAAGGCUUAACUCUUUCAAGAUUGGAUGCAUCUUGUAUUACUGUAUGAAAGGGCUCCAAAAAGCUGGUUUUGACAACACUGAAGGGCUAAUUUACUGAUGUACAGUAAGUAGACAGGUCAAUUUGGCGAGGGGGGCAAAAAAAAAAAACAAAAAAACUCCCUUCACAAGGAAGAAGCAGAGGAAGGAAGAAGUCAAGCCAAUUUGGGGAAUAAGGCAAGGAAAAAAACCUGUAUGAGGAAGAUACCUCAAAAAGAAGAAACAAGAAGCAAGACACAUUGCGAGGAGGCCGUCUGCCUCGAAUGGUUGGGUUGAAGUAGAGAGACAAAGUGUAGUGUGUGGCAAAACAAUAGAGGGAUUUGGGGCAUUGAUAACAAAACAAUGUGUAUAAUAACAAUUGUAUCAAUGACAGUAGUACUACCCAAUAAUGAUAGCAGCUGUAAUGGCGUUGUUGGCUGGAACCUUAGUGUUUAAAACUAUGCAAACUGAUCAGGUGGUAGACAUUCCCUAACUGCCUUCCUGUGUCGCCCUCUAAGCAACUUUUGUCAAGGUAAUUCCUGCGAGCUCCAUCUUUAGAACAUAGAGGACAAAACAGGACAGAAGGGACUGUGGUGACUACUGCUGCGUGCCUCUUUUGCCGCGUAACCCCACCUAGCCCCAGGGACAGCACCGGGCAGCCAUGAUAAGGCUGUCAGCAGAAAGUGUAUGUGUGUGUUAAAAAAAAAAAAAAAAAGACAAAAAGAAAUAACAAGAGAGAAAUGUGCGUGCUUCUGUGUGUGGGGGGGCGCCUCUGAUCUGUGCCCCCGUCCAUGGCACUGUCCCCCUCAGGCGGACCCGGGCCAGAGUGGCACAGGAGGGGGGUGCAAGGUGGCGGCACCUAACUGGGCACAGAUGGUACCGACAGACAGGCGGUGACGGCGGCGAAAUGACAUGAACGCAUUAAUAAAUAAUUAUCUGUACAAUGACACAGGAGUCAGAAGGGAGAUUGGGGACGGGAGUAUGGGAGGAGACUGGAAAGGAGGACGAAGUAGAAAGAUGAGGAUGAGAUCUGGGAAGACUUUAGCUUAAAGGGGACAGCAUGGGAGGGUGAGGACAAACAAUGGCCACAAAAACACGAGCCUCUACAGUGGAACCUUGGUUAGCAGCAUUCAUUCAUUCCAGAAGGUCAGACUCUUAUCGGAUCAGAUGCUAACCAAAUACAUUUUUCCAUAAGUAAUAAUGUAAAUCUAAUUCAUGUGUUCUAGAAAGCCAAAAAUGUUAACAAAAACAUUUUUUUACAAUUAAAAUGCACAUAAAUACAUAUAAAUGAUGAAUGGAAGUGAUAUAUGAACAUUUAAGGUUACUUUUACCUUCACUGAAAACUUGAUGGUUGACAAGACUGGACCCAAAGAGGUCAACCACCACCACCUUCCUGUUUUGACAUGAGUUGCUUUUUUUUAAUUCAAUAGUGUUUGUCGCCUCAAUACUGUAACCCAAAAUGGAGUCAAAGAAAGUUGCAAGUGCCAGCAUUUAGAUGAAGAAGGUGAGAAACACUAUUGAAUUCAAGAAAUAACUCAUGACAAAACAGGGAAGAUGUGUCAUUGUGUCUUUGGGAAUAGUAGUCUUCAAUCAAUGAAGGUAAAAGUAACCUUAAAUGUUCAUUUAUCCCUUUCAUUCAUCAUUUAUAUGCAUUUAGAAUUGUUGUAUGCAUGUAAAACUAUGAUUAUAAAACUAUAGAAACGUGUUUUGUCUUAACAUUUCGGAUUUUAACAUUUGGAUCGUAGACGGGCUGACUUGCAGUUCCAGUUGUCCUUUUGUUCACUAACUCAUAGGAUGCUAACAAGCCAAGACGUUUUCUGAUAAAACAAAAUAUACUAGUACAGUGAGUACAGAUUGACUCACGCAGUGCUUUAAUAACACAACGAGGCAAAAUUGUGGCGUACAUUUCUGACGUUAACCAAAAAACCUGCUAGCCCAUCUUGAGGUUCUACUGUGCAUGUUUUUUGUCUGAUCAUCCACACACAAACUGUUGUCGGAAAACAAACCGAUUUUACUUUGAUAUUCAGUUGGGACUGAGGAAGAGCAGUACAUUUUGUCGCCGAUCCAGAUAUCGACGCAAAUCAAGGUAGUUAUGGCCACUUGUCGCCGUUACAAUCCACUUGCAUUGAUGCUAAAUGCAGUGAUCCACAAGAUCCAGCAUAUGGGGCUGCAGUGGAAAAAGCAGUUUCAUUUACUCUCUACUCAUCAUUACCGCCACCUACAGGAUUGAAGUGGCCCCUGCAUGAUAUUUUUCCAUACAGAUAUGAUUUGGAUUCUUUUUUGAAUAUUAGAUAGUUGUCUUGAGUCAUGAGUCGUCUUCUGUGCCUCUUCAAACCCCCUCCUUUAUGGCAUUGCAUUCUCCCUCUCACUCCCAUUUUCAACCCCAUCCAGCAAACACGAUAUCUGCGGCCUCUUCACCGUAAUUUACAGUUAUUGGUUACCAGAGAAUGGGUCUUGUGUUUGACCCAAGCGGCCAUCAGUAAUGUGUGAGUAUGGCUCUUAACUCAUUCAAUACCAAAGACGUAGUUAUACGUUUUUAUAAUCCCUAACACCCGAUUACAACAACGUAUUUAUACUCCUUUUACGUUUUCUUUGCGCGAGACGCAAAAAGAGUUGAUGACGUAAGUCUCCACUAAAGCGUUAACGUUUCAGAGCACUUUUAAGCCAUAAAAAUGGUCACAAGGUGGCAGAAGUGCAUUUGAUAAGAGCUCGGCAGGGAUCAUGUCAAUGGAAGAAUCACACUUGACAGGAAGGAGGAAGUGAGAGAGCGCGGAGGAGUGUAGGGUGCAAAAGGGUACACAUUGUAGGGAAAUUUUCACACACAUGCACACACAUAGUUCAGUUCCAAAUGUGAAAAUUGUAAAUGGCUCAUGGUGUUAUAGCUGUAAAUAAAUGAUUAUUUUGAUAUUUUUUAUUAUUAUUAUUAUUAUUAUUAUUUUAAAACAGCUCAUGCUGCCAGAUGCCAGAUCAACUCAACAGAUAUUUGAGCUGUCACAAAAUCAAAAAAUAUUUUGUCAAGUUACUUGAAAUGUAUAUUUUCUCAAAAAGCUGCUUUUCUCCCUUUUCCAGUCGGGAACUGAUAUUUCCCUGAAACUAACCUAUGUUCUACUGCUGAUUACGAAAGGACAGAAAAAGGUAGAAACAACCUUUUUUUCUGAAGACCAGAGUUCCAUGUUUAUACUGUAUAGCCAUAGAACACAAUAUUCUGUGUGCCGGCACUGAAGGGGUUGUCCUGGGAUUGAAUGAGUUAAUCUACUCAAGAUUUUUUUUCCUCGAAAAGAUGGAGAUGCCCAUUAAACUCAAGCGUCAACUCCCCUCCAGAAGUCAGGAUUUUUUCCUCUGUAUUUGCCCAGAAGUAGUUCCAGUGCAUUGACAACCACCAGCCAAUACAACGAUGCAUCCAAUGGAAAUCGUCCAUAAUGCUUUCACCUUUUCAAAUGUUAUGUCACUGUGCGAUCACACUUUGUACAUAUCAUUUUCCCCUCAGUUCAAAAUCCUGAGCCUGUUAGAUUUUCGGUUCUGUGAUCAUUUGUGCAAAUCCUCAUUUGAACUGUCCUGCCCCUCUUCAUCUGGCCAGCCUGGUACUUUGAUCUGCCACUCAUAUGCUUCCCUUCUCCUCUGUCGCUCUUCCAGAAUUCCGGCUGCCGCUUCCAGAGCGGGGGCCGCUUGCCUUUUUAUAGCACAGUGCUUGUUUUUGGCUCAUUCAUAAUGCUCCAAAUGCUACUUAGGGCCAGCACUUUCGACUGUGCUCAUUUUUUCAAAUGCUUUUUUAGGUACACCUGCACAAUCUCAUCAGAUGUACAACUGUAUUAUAAUUAAUAGGUGGUUCUAAUAUUGAUAAUAAAGGACAACUCUUACUUAACUCUUAUAUAGUAUCAAAUUUAAGCCUUAUUACUGUAUUUCUUCUUAUAGUGGCCUCCGCUCAAGUAGAGGUCGUACCCCAGUUACUUGCCAACCACUUGAACAAAAAAAAACCUCACCGAUUCUUUAAUCUUAGAAUGUCAUGUAUUUUAUAUUGUUGUAAUUCUAAUAAUGCAAUAUGUAUGUAUUCAUACUGUAUUAAUAUUAAUCUAAUAAUAUAUUAAUAUAUAAUAGAUUUAUUCAAUGCAGUGUUUUUCAAAACGUAUUUAACAUUUUAUAAAAGCUAGAAUUUUGUGAUAAUCAUGUCACAUUACAAUACAUUAUGUGUACUGUUAUUCAUUCAUAUUUCAAUAAGCAUGAGGUACAUAAUUUAAUUUAUUUAGACUUUUGAGUAAGUGAAGAUCCCAAAAUGCUGACAAGUAAGGUGGUGUGACCAAAAAAUGGUCUUUAAUGGCAGUUCCAAGAAACACAGAGGCCAACAUUGAAAAAGUAUGGAGCAACCAGAAAGGCACCACGGAAAAGGUUAUAAAAAUAAAUGCAAAAAUAAUCAAAAUUAAAGAGUACUGACUGGGUGAAGUUACCAAACUGACAGGAAGGCAAUCAAAAACUGAAGAUUCUACAAAAGAUAAAUAUAUACAAACAAGCAGACAUGCAGGUCGUGGAAGGAGAAGAACCAUUAGCGUGUGUUGUUGCGUCCGUGUGGAGCAAUCACUCGACACCCAUUCAAGGUGAACCGGGAUCUGAAAUGAGAAAAUACAAUGAGCAUAGGUGGAGAUGCCAAAUCGAAACAAAGAGAAACCAAUAAGGUGCUCACCUGAGGCAACUAAAGAGUGCCACUGCGGAGCGUGACAGCCUUGUCCAUUCAUCCUUUCGGUUAUCAGAGGUCGGGUGGUGGGGGCAGCAGCCUAAACAGGGAAGCCCAGACGCCCUCUCCCCGGCUACUUCGUCCAGCUUCUCCCGGCAGGUCUCGAGGCGUUCCCAGCCAAGUUGAGAGACGUAGUCUUUUCAGGGUGUCUCUGAGUCUUCCCCAAGGCCUCCUACCGGUCGGACAUGCCCCGGAGGCAUCCUGACCAGAGGCCCAAGGCACCUCAUUUGGCUCCUCUCAGUGUGGAGGAGCAGCGUAUCUACUCUAAGUUCCUCCUGGAUGACAGUGCUUUUCACCUUAUCUCUUAAGGGAGAGCCCAGCCACCCUACGAGAAAACUCAUUUCGGCCGCUUAUACUCGUGAUCUUGUCCUCUGGGUCACUACCCAAACACAGGUCUUGUCUUGCCCCUAAUAGAUACCAGUUACUCUGCCCUCUGCAGCUGAGUAAAUAAAAGCCCUCAGCCACUACAAGGAAGUAGGGCAUCUUCUCAUUUUUGAUACAGCUCUUGUAUUGGAUCACGUUACAGUGGGUAGCUAAUGUUGUGGCUCUGUCCUCCUGUGACAUAUUCUCCUCCGGAGGUGGUGUUUGUGCAUAAGUUUGCUACAAAAGUAGUAAGUGCCAUCAUCUGCAGAGUAGUAUUGAUGGGUGUUACUGUGUUCGCUUUGUUACUUUCUCAUGUGUGUGUGCUGGAGUGCUAAUCAGCUGAUAAAUGGUUUUCUAUCCCAAGAAAACAUUUUCGCCGGGAUUGAACUUUCACUUGAUGGAAAACACUUUUUGCACAGUUGCAAAGCUCAUUACCCACAUGUCACUCAUAUUCUCAUUUCUAAUCCCCGUGUUAUUUUUUCCUGUUUAGCUCAUAUCUUAUUUGUGUCCGCCUGUAUCCCUCCUGCUGUUGUUGUCUGUGUGCUAGCGCCACCUUUAUGUACUUUUAUUUGUAUAUUCACUCAUGUAACUGUGCCGUCUCACCAUUGUGUCUUCUUAUGUUUCUUUUCCAUCCACGCAUGUCUUCCUACAUUUCUCUG